ACAUAAAUAAUAACAUUUUUCGAUUUGUAUGAUUUUUGACAUUUUUUUAAUUUAAUUUUUUUAAAAAUGUGUGUUUUUAUUUGCGUUAUUUUACCGCAGUUAUAAUCAUCAUUCGAAAUUAGAUUCGAUUAUUAUCAAUUAUUUCACUGUCAUCAAAACAAAAAUAUUUUAAAUAUUGAUAUAGUGUAAAAUGGUUGAGGAAACAGCGGACGACUAUGUAAAUUUCUUACGACAAAUUGAUUUUAGCAAAGAGAUUGGACCAAUUUGUACGAAUAUUGAUGAGAUAUUAAUACGAAUGGAUGAAUUCGAAUCGUCCAUAUCAAUAAUAAAAAAUAUUUCGGCAUCAACAUCGAUCCCAAAUAUUAUUGAAUGUAAAAAGGGGAUUCAACAAUAUUCGGAGAGAAUCGAUAAGAUUCAAUUAAUGUUAGAUCGUAUCAACCAUGAUAUAACGGCACUUGAACAAAAUAUGAACAAAGCAGAAGAGGAGCUUGGCUACAAUGAUACUGGCAUCAAAGGAUUCUUCAAACCACUAUUAGGAAAAAUCGUAAAAACUGAACGAAAUCGAUCGGAAUGUCCACAUGACAAUGUGUUGACUUAUAAACCAGUUGAAUCGUUUGCAGCAUCCGAGUAUUUUGGUGAAACGAGUUCCAAUUUUUCAAUUGAUGGCGAGGAAAAUAACGAUGAAAAAUGUGAUUGAAAUCGAAUGAUCUACCUAUAUGUGUAUCAACAUGCCAAUAUUUUGAAUCAUGUACAAAAUUAGUUUCCAGUUUUUAACCCAUUGCUCAUCUUAGUGCCUUUUGAUGGUCUUUUUAUGUUGCAUUUUUUUCAUUUUUAUUCGAUUUCAAAAACAAAAUCUAAGAUUGCGGAUUUUAACAAUAAAAAUAAAUGUUAACAUUGAAGUUGUACAGAUUUUACAUGCAA
Contarinia nasturtii (swede midge) is the source of this 921-nucleotide messenger RNA. It is a transcript of the gene Blos4, whose product is annotated as biogenesis of lysosome-related organelles complex 1 subunit 4. The transcript has 3 exons. NCBI's taxonomy places the organism in Eukaryota, Metazoa, Arthropoda, Insecta, Diptera, Cecidomyiidae. The coding region runs from base 191 to 697 and encodes 168 amino acids. The record is from RefSeq and is a predicted model, not a curated record.